Molecule: messenger RNA, 3155 nt
Organism: Pocillopora meandrina
Lineage: Eukaryota; Metazoa; Cnidaria; Anthozoa; Scleractinia; Pocilloporidae
Source: the annotation of a GenBank genome assembly
AUGCAGCAUUUAGAAGAGCGGAAGGUUGGCAAAUCCCAAAAAAUUUGUCUCAACGAUAACUCUUGGUGAAAAUUUGACUCAUUCUUAACAUGCUUUGGUAUAAUAUUUGUGUAAUAGAAAACCGGAACGGCAACUUUCUUUUCAGUGCAUUCACCGCGACCUUGCAGCGAGAAAUGUCUUUAUUGAUUCAAGCAAGGUGGCAAAAGUUGGAGACUUUGGAUUAGCAAGGAACAUCUCAGACGAUGGAUUAUACAUCAAAACUUCAUGUGUAAGUACUGGAUCACUCAUUAUUAAUCUUUCUUCUUGUGUUGAAAGCCGCAGGAAAUUUAAAUUUCUGUUUAAAUAUGACCACUCAUUUUUUCUCUGGGGCCGCAUAAGCUCACCUCAUGAAAACCCUGAAUUAAAUUUUUUUAUCUAUCAUAAACCACUUUUUUUCUGUCUGCACUCUUUCGCUAUAAAAAUAGUACAUGUAAGUAUCACUUUAGAAGGUCAGAACCUUGUCGUGGGCCAGAUUUAAUUAUUUCCUUCUAAAUUAGGCCAGCAUACGCUUUGUUUGGCAUGAUACCUUCUGUGCUUGUUCGUUAAAUAUUACGUAAUGAUACAAAACAGCUUUUUUUUUAAGCUACCUUUAUCAACAGGUUAAAAUUCCAUGGAGAUGGUCGUCUUUGGAAUCUCUUCGAGAUCGAGUUUAUACAUCCAAGAGCGAUGUGUAAGUAAACAAAAAGAAACAUACGAUGUCUUACAUGGAAGGGGUAACCUUGUCCACCAUCAAUAUGUUUGGUCAAGAUUGAGGCGCUAAAGGCCGCUGAGAUUUUUACGUACCGAGAAUAAUGUUGGAGAGGAGUUCCUCUUCUCCUUUUUUCCUUCCUUUGUAUUCCACUCGAUGUCCAUGUAUAUAUCUUGAACAAAUUGCCUCUUAAUAGUGUCCCUAGCCAGGUUAGAUCGCAUUAUCAGCAACCGGUAUCAUUCGGCGGCUUAUACCGUGAUAACUCACGACUCUGGUACACUUUCAACCUACAAUUGGGAGGCCGCUUGGAAUCUGAGAAUUCCUAAAAGUUAUAUAUAUAUAUAUAUAUAUAUAUAUAUAUAUAUAUAUAUAUAUAUAUAUAUAUAUAUAUAUAUAUAUAUAUAUAUAUAUAAAUAUUAUGAGAGGAAAAAACGACGCAACUACAUAUCCCGACAAGCCUGUUUCGUGAAUCGCUUCACUCUUCAGGGGUUUAAUGAAUUUUAAUGAAUUCAUUAAACCCCUGAAGAGUGAAGCGAUUCACGAAACAGGCUUGUCGGGAUAUGUAGUUGCGUCGUUUUUUCCUCUCAUAAUAUUUAUUCUGCUCUACUUCAACGUAUUGAGCACUGUUCCACGCGAAAAUCGACCUGCAGACUUCCUAUAUAUAUAUAAUUUUUAUGAUGAACUUUCACUUGUUGAAUUCUUACACUUAUUUUCAAAAAUUCCGCUAUUUCAUUUUCCGAAAACAGUAGAUACCCUUAACUGAACUUUUUUCUUAAUCAUUUUCAGUUGGUCGUUCGGCAUACUACUUUCGGAAAUAGCAACACAUGGUAGGUCUAUAAACGUUGGAUGAUUUCUAUGCCUAGGAGAGCUAUAUUAAAACUCUUUACCAUCUGGCGAAGUGGUCCUGAGGUAAAUUGGUAAAUUCAAGCGUUCAGUGAAUUCAGUAAAUUCGGCCAGCGGUCAUUAGUUCGGGUCGGGGUUUGUCCAUACUGACCGUUCCAAGAAAACGAUCAUACACUGCAUAUUUUCGUUGGCGAAAGUCGGCGAAUACAAUAUUAACAAGUUUGGUCCGAGUGACUCAUAAUAAACUACUUAUAUGACUAACCUCGCUUGCUCGAGUCUUACUGUGGAAUAUUGGACCUCGGUUGUUUUAGUGCGCACCUGGCUGCGCUCAGUCCGUACUGCCACAAUCUCGGCUCGGUUAGUAACACGUUAAUAAUCCAUUAAGUUUUUAAACUUAAAGCUAUUACCAUCGAGCAAACUUCGUUAUUUUUCUUUACAGGUGAGUUGCCAUACCCUGACAUCGAAUCACCACUUUCCCUGGUAAGUCGGCUCUCUACGGGUUAUCGGAUGCCUCGUCCUCACCAAUGUUCGGAAGAACUGUAAGUGUUUCGAUCAUUUGUAAGACCGUCUAUUUCUUACAUAUAUUUGCUUACAUGUUAACAGUCGACACUUUUUCCAUUAUUUAAGUAGCUUGAGGCAUUUGUCACGUGACUGGGUCAACGAAAUACUCUGCCUCCCGUAAGAUAAGGGAACUCUACCUAUUUGGGAUGUCGCUGUCAUGGAAGCUCCGUAUUUUGGUUGGGUGAAGAUUGAGUGAGCUAGGUGACUAAAGAGGUCUUCAAAAUUAAAGAAUGAUGCAAUGCAUUUGUAGGUAUACGUUAAUGAGCUCUUGUUGGAUCGAGAAUCCUUUGAUGAGACCUUCGUUUACUGACAUCGUGAAUCAGCUGGAAUACCUCUUAAGAGAAGUAAAGGUGAGUGAAACUGGAUUUAAGCCAUUCCCUACUGCUUCCUUCCUCAUUCAACUUUUCCAUUUUUCAAUUAAUUACACUUGAGUAGAUUACGCGGAAACAUUUUCAACCCCUCCAGUUUUCAAAUGCCGGAGAGACUUGCAUCUAACGAGGAGUCAUAUAAGUCCAAGGAAAUGGCAGCAAAAAUCGAAACUCGUAGUAAAUGGCUUAUUAAAAUUAAAAUAACAUCCAAAGGAAAAGUCGUGUGUAUUAGGUUUAAUUGGUCUUUCUUGGGUUCUGUUUUUCAUCUUUUCUCAUCCGCUCGCUUGUUCCUUUUGUCAUUAUUAUCCAUUAUCACUAUUAUCAUUACUGAGCUUCCUACGUGUAUCCAACCUGUCAUUUUUUCAUCGCUUUGAUUCUUCUGUUCCAGAGGACAUAUAUCAACAUCAUGGAGGAUGAAAUCACUAGCAGAGUUGAUUUGAAGUAGAAGUAAAAUGGGUAAAAAUCCAGCACCUAGCGCCAUACUGUGCUGUAUUUCAAAAUUGAGUAGUCCUGAAUUGAACGACCUGUUCAUCUUGUUACCAAUAAGCUAGGUGAAAAAGAAAGUCAUAGAAAUCUUAGUUGUUGUUAUGUUCGUGGGCUAAAGAAACUCAGUCCUUUUUUUUUUCCUUGGUAAUUUUCAUGGAAGUAGCUCCUGU